Messenger RNA from Pteronotus mesoamericanus, 4958 nucleotides. RefSeq names its product glucosidase alpha, neutral C (gene GANC). The record is from RefSeq and is a predicted model, not a curated record. Lineage: Eukaryota; Metazoa; Chordata; Mammalia; Chiroptera; Mormoopidae. Bases 695 to 3436 code for a protein of 913 amino acids. The transcript is spliced from 25 exons. Gene Ontology annotation, molecular function: carbohydrate binding; alpha-1,4-glucosidase activity. Gene Ontology annotation, biological process: N-glycan processing; carbohydrate metabolic process.
GUCACUUUGUUGCGAGGCUUUGGAAAAACUGCGCAGGCGUCGUCCUGUCAAAACCUGGUCGCCUUAGCGAGUUAAGAUGAUCUCCAAAAGCAUCUCAGCUUCUGUCGGCUCUUCUCAUUCUCCUAGCCCUUAACGGGUUUGGGGACCAGCCCUUUCUAGCCCUGAAAAGUAUGACGCUACUGUAGAGUUUGGGCGGAAAACAUGAAGCUCCAGCAAAGACCUGGCCGGCACUUCCCACUCAAAAUUAAAAACAGGGAGAAAGUGGAUCGGCUUUCAAUAUAUGGCGUGACUGUCACUGAGACAGACCUGCAGAAGCUUCGCCCCAAUCAGGCAGGCCAUCUCCGUACUUAAUGGUUCACAGGCUCUUGAAUUUUCAACCUCUAGAACUCUGCCUACACCCCCUCUGCUGCAAAGACAUUUUCGGUUCCUAACGAAAGCAGUUUCUCAUCAGUCACCCAUUACCAAGAAAAAUUUGCUAAAUAAAGUAUAUCCCUGUAGAAACAUUCGUUUGGUUCUGGAAGUUCCAGGAGGAAGGGGCGAGUUGUCACUCCUUAAGGACCUGGAGGGGACUCCCAGAAACUUGACGGUGGUGAAGCGCUGGUGGUAAUUUCGAAAGAGACCUCUCUGCGUUUUUUAAAAGAUCACCCAGGAACUUGGACUGAGAGCUGAGAGCCUGUGUAGUGACUUAGAAGCCAUGGAAGUAUCCAGAAAAGAGGAAAUCAGUGUUGAAGAUGAAGCUGCGGAUAAAGACAUUUUCAAAGACUGUAGCAAGAUUGCUUUCUACAGGCGUCAGAAACAGCAGCUCUCCAAGAAGUCCACCUAUCAGGCAUUACUCGAUUCAGCCACAACAAGCAAAGACAGCACCAGUUUCCGAAUCAUCAGUGAAGCAACUAAGGUUCCUCUUUUGGCUGAAGUUUUUGGUAUAGAGGGAAAUAUUUUCAGGCUUAAAAUCAAUGAAGAAACUCCCCUGAAGCCCAGGUAUGAAGUUCCCGACGUCCUCACAAACAAGCCAAAUACUGUAAGGCUGAUUGCAUGCCCAGGGGAUGCAGGUAGUCUGGUACUGGCAAAUGGAAAAGGAGAUCUGAAGUGUCAUAUCACGGCAAACCCAUUCAAGGUAGACUUGGUGUCUAAAGAAGAGGUUGUGAUAAGCAUAAACUCCCUGGGCCAAUUGUACUUUGAACAUCUGCAGAUUCCUCUCAAGCAAAGAGUUACCAGAGAAAAGGAGGAUACAUCAAUUGACACCUCUCAGGAAAAUCAAGAGGAUCUGGGCCUGUGGGAGGAGAAGUUCGGAAAAUUUGUUGAUGUCAAAGUUAAUGGUCCUGCCUCCAUCGGUUUGGAUUUCUCCUUGCAUGGAUUUGAGCAUCUCUAUGGGAUCCCACAACAUGCAGAAUCCCAUCAACUUAAAAAUACUGGUGAUGGGGAUGCUUACCGUCUUUAUAACCUGGAUGUCUAUGGAUAUAAAAUACAUAACAAAAUGGGCAUUUAUGGUUCAGUGCCAUAUCUCUUGGCCCACAGGCUGGGCAGGACUUUUGGCAUUUUUUGGCUGAACUCCUCAGAGACACUGGUGGAGAUCAACACGGAGCCUGCAGUAAAGGACACAGUGACCCAGACAGGCUCAGUGGCUGCUAAACAAAAAGACAGAUCUCGAACUGAUGUACAUUGGAUGUCAGAGAGUGGAAUCAUUGAUGUUUUUCUGCUGACAGGGCCUACACCUUCUGACGUCUUCAAGCAGUACUCAUCCCUUACAGGCACACAAGCCAUGCCCCCGCUCUUCUCCUUGGGGUAUCAUCAGUGCCGCUGGAACUAUGAAGAUGAGCAGGAUGUAAAAGCAGUAGAUGCAGGAUUUGAUAAACAUGGCAUUCCUUAUGAUGUCAUGUGGCUGGACAUAGAGCACACUGAGGGCAAACGGUAUUUCACCUGGGACAAGAAAAGAUUUCCAAACCCCAAAAGGAUGCAAGAGCUGCUCCAAAACAAAAAACGUAAGCUCGUGGUCAUCAGUGACCCCCACAUCAAGACUGAUCCUGACUAUUCAGUGUAUGCUAAGGCCAAGGAACAGGGCUUCUUUGUGAAGGAUCAUCAAGGGGGAGACUUUGAAGGGGUAUGCUGGCCAGGUCUCUCCUCUUACCUGGAUUUCACCAAUCCCAAGGUCAGAGAGUGGUACUCAGGCCUCUUUGCUUUCUCUGUUUAUCAGGGAUCUACUGACAUCCUCUACAUAUGGAAUGACAUGAAUGAGCCCGCUGUCUUUAGAGGGCCAGAGAAAACCAUGCCGAAAAAUGCUAUUCAUCAUGGCAACUGGGAACACAGAGAACUUCAUAACAUCUAUGGUUUUUAUCAGCAAAAGGCUACUGCAGAAGGAUUGAUACAACGAUCUAAGGGAAAGGAGAGACCCUUUGUUCUUACACGCUCUUUUUUUGCUGGAUCACAAAAGUAUGGUGCUGUUUGGACAGGCGACAACAGAGCAGACUGGAGUUACCUGAAAAUUUCUAUCCCUAUGUUACUCACUCUCAACAUUACUGGGAUCUCUUUUUGUGGAGCUGAUGUAGGCGGCUUUGUCGGAGAUCCAGGCGCAGAGCUGCUAGUGCGCUGGUACCAGGCUGGAGCCUACCAGCCCUUCUUUCGCGGCCACGCCGCCAUAAACACCAAGCGACGAGAACCCUGGCUCUUUGGGGAGCAACACACCCAGCUCAUCAGGGAAGCCAUCAGAGAGCGUUACGCCCUCCUGCCCUAUUGGUAUUCUCUGUUCUACCGUGUGCAUGUGGCUUCUGAACCCGUCAUAAGGCCGCUAUGGGUAGAGUUCCCUGACGAAUUAGAAACUUUUGGUGUGGAAGAUGAAUACAUGCUGGGAAGCGCUUUAUUGGUUCAUCCAGUCACGGAGCCAAAAGCUACAAUGGUUGAUGUGUUUCUGCCAGGGUCAAAUGAGGUCUGGUAUGACUGUAAGACAUUCACUCCUUGGGAAGGAGUGUCUACUGUGAAGAUCCCAGUAACCUUGGAUACUAUACCAGUGUUUCAGCGAGGCGGGAGUGUAGUGCCAAUAAAGACAACUGUAGGAAAGUCCACAGGCUGGAUGGCUGAGUCUCCGUAUGGACUCCGGGUGGCUCUAAGCACAGAGGGUUCUGCUGUGGGUGAAUUGUAUCUCGACGACGGACAUUCAUUCCAGUACCUCCACCAGAAGCAAUUCUUACACAGGAAGUUUUGUUUCUGUUCAGGUGUUCUGAGCAACAGCUGUGCCGAUGAGAGGGGACAUUACCCCAGCAAGUGUGUGGUGGAGCAGAUCUUUGUCCUCGGCCUCAAGCAGCAGCCAUCUUCUGUGACCGCCUACUCAUCUGAUGGUAAAGAUCAGCCUGUGGAUUUUAUGUAUUGUGCCAAAACGUCCACCCUGCGCCUGGAGAAGCUCUCACUGAACAUUGGAACUGACUGGGAGGUCCGCAUUAAAUGACAAAGAAGUACCUCUGGUUACAAGUGCGAGGAGCAACCUGAACCCUUCAAAGUUCCCCUUGGCCUUUUUUCGAGUUAUGUUGCACCCUUGUUGACUUCUCUGGCUCAAAAUAAUCUUUCAUUAGUCAUCAGUUUGCUAGUGAACACCAGAUUUCAGAUUUUGCAUUUUUAGAUGUAUUAGUAAUACUCCUUGUGUCAAAUACCACCCCUUCUCCUAGUUGCAGGGAGCCCUGAGGCAUUUAGAGUCCGUGCAUCUUCCAUUGCUUCUUAGGCCAUGGCCCUGUGCCAAGCCCUGUGGCCUGGUGAGCGGCUGCCCUUUGAGCUCGGCAGGAUGGGUUUAUUUCAUGUGAGAUGCGGGCCGAGCUCCCUAGUGUGGCCCAUUUGUGGAAGCUUGACUCUGGCUGUGCAGCAGUCACUCUGGCUGUAGGAGCGGAGUCACUCGAGGCCUAUCUCCAAGUGGACAGCAGCCUCCGGUACCCCUCCCGGUUAGCUCUCACCCCUCAGACAUGGGCAAAGCAGCCCUUUUCUGCUUGCACUGCACACACUUCGACAAAAGGGAGUUAUUCUCCCUAGAGGUUGACUCAGGACUAUAAAGGGUUCCUUUCCCUGUCGUGCUUUUUUGGGCACCAAAGUUCCACAUUAAUCUUCUUAAAAUUCUAAUUUCUUAAUUGUUUUUAUUAAAUACUGUCUACCAAGCAAAGGAUAUUUGUAACAUGAACAAGUUAUAAUUAAUAAUAAAAUAAAUACCAUGUCCCCUCCACUGAACCUCAUAAAUAGAACACAUGGCUUUGACAAACUUGCCUUGGAUACAAAAAAAGUAUGACCCAAAAAUUGGUAACCAGAAUAAAUUAUAUUUAAAUGCAACAUUUUAGAAAAUCAAAACUCAUGUAAAAAAAUCCAUGAUAAACAAGAUAUCAAAACUUUAAAUACAGACAGGAUCAGGACUGCUGAGUCCUCCUUCUGCCUCUGGCUCCAGUAUAGCUUAACGAGGGAUGAAACAUGACCUCAUGCCUGUCCCUCAGGAUGCCGCCUGCUCUGGGGCCCCCAGGGACUUCCUGCGGCCUGCAACAGCAUCUGUGGGGGCAGCCGCAGGUCCUCAGCGCUCUUCCACAUGCACAUUUACUUAGCAGACUUUCUCCGCUUAGCAAUUUGCCAAAUGCCACCUCUAUGUCUUCUGUUCCCUAGGCCCCAAUCCCCACCCCUUCCCCUCUGCCUAGGCCCAUCUGACCAUCUGUCAAGGCCCAGCGCAAACCCUCCUUUUCUCUUAAGCCUUUCUAACUACCCUGACACCCCCAUUCCCUGUACCCAUCAGCAGUGAUUAUCCCCCUCUCUGAAAUCCUGCCUCAGUUAUAUGUGUUGCAACUUAUCGUUCACAGGGACCGUCUCUUAAGGUUUCAGGUUUGUCUGCCUUGUUCCCCUACUGAAUUGUGUGUCCCUCAGGAACAUGUUAUAUUUGUCUUAUAUCUGCCAGAGCACCGUUAUAUGUGACUUUUAGUAACUAUUAGCUGUAAUUGGUUAACUGA